Molecule: messenger RNA, 9260 nt
Organism: Bursaphelenchus xylophilus (pine wood nematode)
Lineage: Eukaryota; Metazoa; Nematoda; Chromadorea; Rhabditida; Aphelenchoididae
Source: the annotation of a GenBank genome assembly
AUGCUGAAGCCGCCGCCAUCCGAAGCCCGUUCAGCUCAGCCGACUCCGAAGAAGAUCAAAAAACACGUCAAAAUUCGGACGUCCAGUGAAGGUCCGGUUGAACGAAAAGCCUUUAGCGACAGGAAACUUGACAGAAAUGAUCCGGAUUAUUUGAAGGAGCUGCGGAGACCGGCUGUAAUAAAGGUACGUAACUUUUGUGACGGUUUGUGUGUAAAAUACGCUUUGAUUUCGUGCGGAUUUUUUCAGACUUUCUCAUUAGCAAUCUUGAGACUUUCAGAAAAUUAGAGAAAAAAAAUGUUUUGAAAAAAAUAAUGUUUAUGUCCCCAAGAACUAAAGAAUUUUAGUUUAUUAUAAAAAUGGGGUACCUCAAAAAUUUUUCGAAAAAAAAUUUUUUAAUCGAAGAAAAAAAAUUUUUAAUUUUUUUCGAGAAAUUGGCUUGGGUACCCGAAUUACAACCUAUAUAAAAUUUUCACAGUUUUGAAAUUUUUUUUUAAGGUUGAAUAGCAGAAAAAUCUAACAGGUCACAUUUGAGGUGUUCCGAGAAAUUUUUUUUUAUUUUUUUUAAAUAUUUUUUUAAUUCAAGAUCUGAAAUUUUCAUAAAAAAGUAAAUGAAAAUAAAAAAGAAAUUGUUUUUUUUUAUUUUUCGAAAAUAUUUUUUUUGGUCCAAAAUCUCAAAUGUCCAAAAAACAACCUCCAAUGAAAAAAUUCGAAAAAAAUUUUUUAUUUAUUUUUUAUUAUCAACCUUUCCAAUCUGAUCUUUCCCCCCAAAAAUUCUCUUCAAAUCAUCGAAAUUGCUCUUUUUUUCUCUUGUGUCCAAAAACUUUUUCAAAAACAGGAAAAAAGAAACAAAUCAAAACAAAACUUUUUUCUCGCCUCUUUCCCUAGCCCUCUCUCGAUUUCCAGUGCGAUCUAAGCGAAAUGGACAGACGCAGAAGAGUGCGGCAAGUGUUGGAACACAAAGAUUUCUGCACCCAACUCGAGUCGCUGAUCUCAAAAGAUAGGGAGGCGUUCGAGGAAGGCGACAGCGGGAAAUUGGCGAGAAGCAAGACGUUGCCCACGAUUAUGGCGCUCACGGGACUGCAGAAGCUGAGUAGGUUGAAUUUUUUUGUAGAAACUAACAAGGGAAGUACUCCAAGUGCGACGCUCAGAUUUUCUUUAAAUUUUGCACACACGUCGGGUAUGGACCAAAUAUCAAUUCCUGAAAGUUUUAGCUCGCGCUUUGCGGGCGCCGCCGAGAUAUCGAACGAUUUUUGCCGCCGAGAGAGCACGCUAAACGUGGAGAGCGGUCAAAGAGAAAAACGCUUUUUGGCCAUAACUUUGGCAGUUUCGCGCGGAAAAAUUUGAUUUUUUGUAGAAACAUUAUCCUUUACGGUUGAAAUAGGCAUGAAACUUUUCGUGCCGAAAUUCGGCAAAAAGUCCUAAAUUUUGGCCGACUUUUGAUCUAAAAAUCUCGGUUGUUUCUGCAAAGCGCGAGCUAGGAUUCUGGCAUAUAUCUUAGAAAAAAUUAUUCUAAAUUUAUGCCAAGUUUUAUCAAAAUCUAAGCAUCGCACUUGGAGUACUUCCCUUGUAAGAUUAAAUUUCCUUGAAGAUUAUGAUUUUUUUAUCAAAAAAAUAUUUUUUUACUCUCAGUUUGUCGGAAAAAUAAUGAGCACAUUGUCGCUGCGCCAAUCGCGUCGCUGAAGUGAAAAGAAAUUUGAUUUUGCCGCGAAGACAAUUCAUUCGACGGCGAAGCGAUUUUCGCUGCGACAGAGUGCUCAUUAUUUUCCCGACAAACUGAUGCACUUGAAUCUCGAUUUACGGCUUGAAAGACGAAAUGUCACAAGAUUUUUUGCCCUCCCACGCCCUUAAAACAAGGUAGAAAUUCUCUUAAAACUGCUGAUGAGGGUGUGUUUUGCAAUCUUUUUGAUUACUUUUUAUCUGUUUCCUAUUCCGAGGGCCAGAAAAAUUUUUAUGACAUUUCGUCCUCCAAGUCGUAAAAGCGAGUUUCAAACGUAGUUUUUUUUUGUCCUUUGAAGUUCUUUUGCUCACUCUAUUGACUCCAAGGGUCAAUAAAGUGAGCAUUCCAACGAGUUUCCGCUCGCAAACUACUAGUCGUUCGAGAAAGUGCGUAGAUUUUUUUCGGCGUUUUUUCGCAUCCGCGACAUGCACUGUGAGAAAACAAAAAUUCACUUUGCACAGUGCAAUUUCUUGCUUUUUGCACCGUGCAAUUGGCUUUUCUGGGCGCUUGACUUUUUCUGCACAGUGCAAACGAAAAAAGUUAGUUCAGCGACAUGCACUGUGCGAAAACAAAAAUUCACUUUGCACUGUGCAAUUCUCGGCUUACACUUUGCACCGUGCAGUAGACUUUUUUGGGCCGUCACUCGCACCCUGAUUUUUUCUGCACAGUGCAAAUACCAAAAAAUCAGUCCGGCGACUUUCCGAACGGACUUGGACCAGUAGGCAAUUUUUUAGAAAAGAAAAAAUUAUUUGGGCACCCAAUUUUUUUUUGACCUAAAAAAAUUUCCAGGUUUCUCAAACGGCCGAGUGAAAAUCGCUGACAUGGCUGGCAACGACAAAUACACAAUCAAAGAGCGCAUUCUCCGGAAUAAACUGGCCGCACUUUAUCGACUGGUCGAUCUUUUCCAAUGGUCUCAAGGAAUCUAUAAUCAUAUCACUGUGAGUUUUCAGUCAUCACUGUCAAGCGAAAAACCGAGCGGCAUCUAAAUUGUUAUAGCCCGAAAAACCUCUUUUUCUCUGUGUGCUCUCCUCGCUUUUCAUGCUCUCUCUCUUUCUUUAAAUUUUACGUAAAAUUUAUGCAUAGCCCGCAGAGCAAUUCCUGAAAGUUUUAGCUGGCGCGUUGCGGGCGCAGCCGAGAUAUUCAACAGUCUUUGCGGCCGAGAGAGCAUGCGAAACGUGGAGAGCGGUCAGACAAAAAAAACGCUUUUUGGCCCCAUCCUUGCCGGUUUUGUGCGGAAAAAAUUGAUUUUUUGUGAAAAUAUUUUACUCUACGGUAGAAUGAGUAUGAUUAGUAUGAGUUUCAUGCAAAAAUUUCGCAAAAAAAAUGACAUUUUUCCAACGAUUUUUUCAGUUACGACUGCCCGAGUCGGAAGACAAAAAAGAGCCCGAAUUUUUGAUCAACCCCUUUGGAUUACUGUAUCACGAAAUCACUGCCAGUUCAUUGAUCAAGAUCGAUAUCGACGGGAAUAUCUUGGACAAUGGCUCCACUUCCCUUGGCGUCAAUAAAGUGAGCAAAACAACUUCGACUUUUUCAUCAAAAACUCAAUUUUUUCGAACUAACAGGGAAAGUACUCCAAGUGCGACGCCCAGAUUUUUAUGAAAUAUAGCACAAAUUUAGAACGAUUUUUUCUAAAGUAUAUGCGAGAAUCCUAGCUCGCGCUUUGCAGAAACAACCGAGAUUUUUAGAUUCAAAGUCGGCGAAAAUUUAGAACUUUUUGCCGAAUUUCGGCACGAAAAGUUUCAUGCCUAUUUCUACCGUAAAGUAUAAUGUUUCUACGAAAAAUCAAUUUUUUUCGCACGAAACUGCCAAGGUUAUGGCCAAAAAGCGUUUUUCUCUCUGACCGCUCUCCACGUUUAGCGUGCUCUCUCGGCGGCAAAAAUCGUUCGAUAUCUCGGCGGCGCCCGUAAAGCGCGAACUCAAACUUUCAGGGAUCGAUAGUUAGUUCAUGAACGACGUGUGUGCAAAAUUUAAAGAAAACCUGAGCGGCGCACUUGGAGUACUUCCCCUGUAAAUAUAAUAAAAAUUCAAUUUCCAGGCCGGUUAUGUUCUUCAUUCUGCAAUUCACAAGGCUCGUCCCGACAUGAAAUGCAUUUUACACUUGCACACAGCCGUUGUGGCGGCGGUUUCGUCCAUGAAGUGCGGGUUGUUGCCGAUUUGUCAGGAGGCCAUGAUCAUCGGCUCGGUUGCAUAUCACGACUAUCAGGGGAUUGUGAGCGAGGAGAGCAUGCGAGAGAAGAUUGUCGAGGAUUUGGGCGAUAAAAAUGUAGGCCCUUUUUUGCGAAGUACAAGUGAUUUUCUCGAACAUAACUUUACAAGAUGAAAAAAUAAAAAAAUCGGAUUUCAGGUGCUUCUCCUUCGAAAUCAUGGAUUUGUGGCGUGCGGAGAGUCGGUUGAGGAUGCGCUUCACCUGGCUUUUCAUACAAUCAUCGCUUGCGAAACACAGGUAAGGCCCCUUGAAGUUUGCGUUAAUGCUUUGCGUUAAUUCUUAAAAAAAUUUUUUUCUCUGGCCACACUCCCCGUUUUGCGUACUCCCUCGGCCAGAAACGGCGUAUUCCCUCGGCCAGAAAUACUUUGGCUUCCGUUGCAAAGCGCUAGUUAAAAUUUUUGACAAAAUUUCUGAAAAUUUUUGACGAUCUUUUCAGGCGAGAGAGUACGCAAAACGCAAAGUGCGGUCAAAGAUAAAAACACUUUUUCGCCAUAUAUUUUCCAGUUUCGUGCGGAAAAAAUUGAUUUUUUGGUAGAAAAAUUACACUCAACAGUAGAAAUAGGCAUGAAAAUUUUCAUGCUAAGAUUUGCAAAAAAAUGUCACAAUUUUGCAUUUCAGAUCCGCGCAGCUCGCGUUGGAAUCGACAAUCUUGUCAUUCCAUCUCACGAAGCGGUUUCGGCAGCCUACACAACGGCUAGAAGUGGGGGUGGAGGUGUGAACAAGACCGCUGACGGCGAGGGAUCGUCUCAAUACCGAAUUGGAGAACUGGAAUGGGAAGCGUGGAUGAGGGUGCUGGAUGGCGCGGUAAAUUUCAUUUUUUUACAGUGUCAAGGAUGACACUGUAAAUAUUAGGUUGGAUAAUAUGUUAUGACCAUUUUCUUGCAAAAGUUCGAAGUCGAUUAUUUACUAGCUCAGAUCCCUCCUUAGUUUAACAUACAUAUAGACUAAUAGAGAGGUUAUCGAAGUUUCAUCUAGGGCGUAUUGCAAAGUCUUACGGCAUAGCCGAGAUUUUCUAUUGCUAAAAACUCGGAAGUGCCCCGACUUUGGCAGGGUACGAAACAACUUAAGUACAGCGAAUUCUAGCAAUAAAAAAUGUUUUUUGUUACUGACAGAGGAAGUAGCCCAGGCGACACUCACAUUUUGAUGAAACACAAAUUUUGAUUAAUUUUUUUCAACGCAUAUGCGAGGCUCGCGCUUUGCAGAAACGACCGAGAUUUUAGGUCGAAGACUGGGAAAAAUAAAUCAUUUUUUCGAACUUUGGUAUUCGAAAAAAUGGUCAGCAAAAUUUAAACAAAAUCUGAGCGUCGCUACUUCCAUUGUCAAGUUUAUUUUGGCCUAUAAUACGCAGAACUCUUGUCGUUACAGACAGAUUCUGUACAGACAUUUGACAGCACGUAUAAAAAAAUUUCAGGGUUACCAAACCGGACAUAUCUACCGUAAUCCCUCUCUGAAGUCGAGACUGCCCACUUUAUCGUCCGGAAUCUCCAAUCUGUCCGAGAUCUCGCUUCCUCCCUCCCUUUCGUCGCAUGGCUUGGCCGACGAGACCGACAGUCAUUACUUUCUAACGCAGGCUCAACAAGAAAAGGUCCGCUGGCUCAAUUCGCCGAAUAAUUAUCAGAAAGUCGAGUUCAAAGAGGAGGGCAGAGAGAAUCCAAAAACAAUUACCAAGGCAAGCAUGUCGUAGAGAUAUUGUAAUUGUUGUUGUAUUGUGAGGUGUGAUCGGCAUAAAAAAAGGUAUUGCUAUUGGCCUUGUGGUAUGUUAAUGGAAAAAGGGAGGUGAAAUAUCAGUCUGUCGGGAAAAUAAUGAGCAUUUUGUUGCAUCGAAAAGCAACAAAAUGCCCAUUAAAUUCAACUUCAGCGACGCGAUCGGCCCAGCGACAUAAGAGAGCCGGGAUAUUAUAGUUUGUCGGAAAAAUAAUGUGGAUUAGUCUCACAUCAUCGCUUGACGGCCAGAAACGACUGCGACGAGGCGACACACUUUUCAAUCAUCAUUAUUUUCCAGACAAACCACUUUUCAAAAGUGCGUAGACUUUUUGUCACCAAGCCAAUUCUCGGCUGAGAAUGGAACAGUCAGACAAAAUUUGAGGAAAAUCGACGGCUCAACAUCUUAUAUUAGACUUGUCUCAACAAAAAAUGUCCCUAAUUUUCCCCAAAUUUUGACGUAAUAAUCUCAAAUAUUUUUUGCAAGUACCCCUGAUCAGUCUGUCGGGGAAAUAAUGUGGAUUUUUCGUGCCUUGGAAUCAUCUUCACUUGCGAAAGCUGGCCGCAGCUGGAGACUUGGUGAGCGAUUGCGACAAAGCGAGACAUUUUUCUGCGACAAGUCCACAUUAUUUUUCCGACAGAAUGAUACCACUCAGAAUCCACAUUAUUUUCCCGACUGAUUGAUACCAUUCAAAAUCCACAUUAUUUUUCCGACAGAAUGAUACCAUUCAAAAUCCACAUGAUUUUACCGACUGAUUGAUACUACUCAGAAUCCACAUUAUUUUUCCGACAUAAUGAUACCAUUAAAAAUCCACAUUAUUUUUCCGACAGACUGAUACUACUUAGAACCCACAUUAUUUUCCCGACUAAAUAAUACUAUCCAGAACCCACAUUAUUUUCCCGACAUAUUGAUACUACUCAAAUUCCACAUUAUUUUCCCGACAGACUGAUACUACUUAGAAUCCACAUUAUUUUCCCGACAUAUUGAUAAGUACUACUGUACAAUAUACGCAUAUUACGCCAAUACAUCCCAAUUUUUCAGUGGGUUUCCGAGCGCUCCUCAUCCGUCGGUGGGACUCCCGUCAAGAUCUCCUCAGCUCAUCAGUUCUCUCCUAUCACCCUCAACGGCGAUGCCAACGAAAUGCGUCGGCAUCGCGACGAGAUCCGCGAGAAUCAGGUGCGCGGCGACACAAGUCCUGGGCCGAUUUCCCAAAUCUUUGAUGGAAUCCUGAUUAAGGAUCAGAACCCGCAAUUCCAACACUUUCAAACCAUUUCCACCGCCUCCAAGGGCAUUAUCGACCGCGAAUUUCAGCACAACGCCCGCGUCUUUCAGCACUUGUAUGCGCCAAACCCGUUUUCCAAUCUGACGAAUCAAGAUUUGGAGGCGUAUUUGGACGAGAUCAAGUUGAAAUCCAGGUCCGCAAGUGCCAUGGAACCGAGGCAAGUGGAGAUUGUGAGGGAGGACUCGCCACAACCAUCGCCCAUUGAACGGAGCAAAAGCUUCGAUUUUGGUGAGAUUUUUUGAGCUUUUUGGAAAGAUUUGGCGCAAAUAGAGAUCUGAGAGUUCUGAAAAAGAAAGUUUAGGGUAUUCGCAAAACUGCUACGCAUCUGUUUUUGCAAUUUUUUGUGGAAUUAUCUGUCUAGGCCACGUACAGCGGCGGACCUGAUCCAUUGGCAAAAAACAUACCAUUUUGCAUCCGGGAAGUAUCAAAAAUGCAGCAAAAUACCUCCCUCUCCAAGGGAAAAAACUCCGAUUUCAAAAGCACGUCCCCUCUUUUUGUGAGGAACCUUCAAAACGAAGUCUUUCUUAGUUGUAGAGGGAGGUAUUUUGCCACAUUUUUGACACUUCCUGGAUGCAAAAUGAUACGUUUUUUUAACACUAGAGAAGGUCUCUCACUGUACCAAUAACUGAAAAUUUUAGCUAGCACUUUGGAGCAGAAUCCGAAAUAUUCCGCAAUUUUUGCAAAGCAUACAAUGGAGAAUUUUGCGUCCCGACUUUUAGGGUCGGCGACACUUCCGGUCAACACAAAAUCGGUCGAUACGAGCCAUAGUAGGGGCGGAGAGUCUAAAAAGGUUGUAGGAGCUUCCUACGACGCCUGGUAAAGCCUGGUGCCCGAUAGGCGCUCGGCGAAGGCUCCGCGGAGACUUGAUGAAGGCUUACAAUCGGCCACCCUUUCUAAUUUUAGCUACGGCUAACUUUGGUUUUCUUGGCCCUGAGGUAUUGUAACAUAGAAAAGAGCAAGAACCGGCACAAAAAAACAAAAAACACUUCUAUUCUAGAUAUUAUUGUGAGAACAUAUAUAUAAAAUACCUCAAAUAGGGGAUAAACUAUCCUAGGAAGUGGUGAAUCUUAUUCUUUCUGCAAACUAAGCCUUCUUCAUGCCUCCCCGACAACCCGGCGCGAUACGAAAUAUCGUUGACCCGAACUGUCGCUGACCCGAAAGGUCGGAGCGCCAACCAAAAACCUUCUUUUAAAAUCCUCCAAUUACAUAUAGACAAACCCAUCUUCCCACAAAAAAAUCCUUCGUUUCCCGAAAUUUCUUUUUGAAAAUUUCUUUCAAAGAGUGAGUAAAGAAAUUGUAGAUACGGCUUCAUUAAUGCAGGCGUGUCGACAUUUAAACUCCCGACGUUUGCCUCAAAUAACCCUUGCCUCUCAUCUGGAUGCCGUGAAUAACAAUGGUGCGCUUUUGUGGUAGUAAUGCUGUUGUGUUUUUUCUGUAAAUUUGGCAUUAAAUUUUUUUGCAUUUUUUGCUAACUUUUCGGGAUUUUUGGAAAUUUUUUGCUUUUUUUUAGUUGAUUGCUAUAUUGCCUGGGGCCAUUGGAAUUUUUUAUCAAAUAAAUAGACUUUCUACACUCUGUAUUGAAUUUUGGCAGAAAAUUGUUUAAUUUUUUUACUGUGUAUUGUACAGUAAUUUUAUUGUAAAUCUAAAAAAUUUUUUUUUUCUAAAAAAAAUAAUUUUUUAUUGUACUUUCAGAGCACGUUUAUGCCAUUGCCGCAGCGCAAAAGGAGGUAAAAACUUGUAAAUUUUAUUGGAAAUACCACGAUAUUCUUUCGUCUUUCGUAUUUUACUAUCUUCAAUGAUAAAAUUUAUUUUCAAUUUUCAGGAAAAGCCGGAGAAGAAGAAGCGCUCAAUCCGAAAUUUGUUUUCACUUGGGCGAAAGAAGAAGAAUGUAAAAUAAAUCUUAAAAAGCUGUAGACUCGUAUUUUACAUUGGCGAAAAUAAAUUUUCACUAGCUUUUACAUUGUGGAUAAUAUAAUACAUUUUUUGCAAUAAAAAUUGCGUAAUCUCACUGCUGCGACUAGUUUUAACCAGUCUACAUCGGUUUUAUCCUAAAAAAUUGCAAAAUCCGCUAUUAACCUUUUGUCCCACCACGCAAAAUUGCAAUGCCAGAAAGAAGAAAAUAUUUCUUGGCAUUCUGCAACAAAUAAAAAAUUGAUAAAAAGGUCCAAAAGUGGAUAGUUUUACAGCGUUUGCGGUAACCUGCAUCAAGAAAAGGUCUGUUUCCUUCAUCUGAGUUGCAUCUACGCCUUGCUUUUAGCCAUUUUUAUACUUUUUUAUAUUAUUUUAGACAUCCACCCCGAAGUCCGAUGGGAAAUUGAUUAUACUUGCCUUGCUCGACAUUCCGCUGGGAUAA